AUGGCUUUCUCUAAAUCCAUCGCCUUUUUUGCUGCCCUUCUGGUGGUGCUACCCAUGGCUGCUUUGGCCUUCGGCUGGGACAACAUAGCCCCUACUAUUGCCGGUAGCUACUUCAUCCUCUCUCUCUCUCUCUCUCUCUCUCUCUCUCUCUCUCUCUCUCUCUCUCUCUCUCUCUCUCUCUAUACUUAUAUGAAGUGUGCGAAAAAGUGGAGUGUGGACGGGGGAAAAUGCAAAUUUGAUGUGGAGGAUCCAUUAGGCUUCACCUGCGAGUGUGAGGCUGGUUGGAAGCGAACCCGUGACGGAGACGAUGACCUUAAGUUUCUCCCCUGUGUGAUUCCCAACUGUACACUUGACUACAGCUGCCAGCCAGCUCCACCUCCAGUUCCUGCUAAAGAAAUUCCACGCAACUUGUCGGCCUUUGACCCUUGCUACUGGGUUUACUGUGGAGAAGGUAACUGUGUGAAGAACGAAACAUAUGCACAUACACCUAUCUGUGAAUGCAAAUCAGGCUUCUCCAAUCUUCUUAAUGUCUCAGCAUUCCCUUGCUACAAUGAAUGCACACUUCAACCCGACUGUAAAAGCCUUGGAAUUACGGUUGCUAAAUCAACUUCUACAGACAAUAAUCAAGCUACCUCGUUUUUGCCAGGAAAGUUGCAGUUGAUGACUAUGGCUAUGGUCUAUGUGGGUAUGAUUCUGUGGAAGUAG
This is a messenger RNA of Prunus armeniaca (apricot), 705 nucleotides long. The record is from the annotation of a GenBank genome assembly. NCBI's taxonomy places the organism in Eukaryota, Viridiplantae, Streptophyta, Magnoliopsida, Rosales, Rosaceae.